Molecule: messenger RNA, 129 nt
Organism: Paramecium octaurelia
Lineage: Eukaryota; Ciliophora; Oligohymenophorea; Peniculida; Parameciidae
Source: the annotation of a GenBank genome assembly
AUGUAAUCGUUGGAAAAAAUUGAUGAAGACCCCAUUAAAAAUAGAAAAACUACCACAACAUAAGGGUAUUAUGAAGAUAUCGGAAAUUCAGAAACAGUAAAAUAUAAGUUUGGAUGGAUUAAAAUCUGA